Molecule: messenger RNA, 1808 nt
Organism: Periophthalmus magnuspinnatus
Lineage: Eukaryota; Metazoa; Chordata; Actinopteri; Gobiiformes; Gobiidae
Exons: 9
Coding region: 178-1674 (498 amino acids)
Biological process (GO): T cell costimulation; immune response; negative regulation of T cell proliferation
Cellular component (GO): external side of plasma membrane
Source: RefSeq, a predicted model, not a curated record
UUGUUUUACUUAAAUAUUCGUCUUCACUGUCGUUGAAGUUGUUUUUUUUGUUGUUCUUCUGUCAGACUCAAAACCAGAUAAAUGUUUAGGCUUAGGUCUGAAGACAAAGAGGAGUUCUGAAGUUCUUUGAGACGUGCACAUUCAUUUUGUUUUUAUUUAUUUUUCUGACAGUCAAACAUGGCCUCCAGUGGACUUGUCCUCUCGUGUCUUUUCUUCAUUUCACUUGCGCUUGAAGCAGAAAGUGAAAGCCAAACGUUUUUUGUGAAAGUCGUUUGUCAGAAGUCUGAGGUUGUGGCUCAGUUUGGCUCGAACACGCUGCUGGACUGUGUCGUCCAGUCUCAGACGAGCAUCACUGAGACACUUGAGAUUGUAAUGGUGACAUGGACAUUAAAUGGAGCGCCUGUGCUCGAGUUCUUCAGAGGAAAACAAAAACCUCAAACACCUGGAUUUCAGUUUGCUUCGGGUCCUUUCACUGCCUCAAACAUGAACGUGUCUCUGCUCAUCACUGACACUAAUUUGACCCACGCCGGAGAAUAUGAAUGUGAGAUACUGACAGACAGCGGAGAAAAUAAAGAGAAAGUGCAUCUGGACGUCAGAGCAAACUACAGCAAACCACAGAUUAAAUCUGAUCCUGAGGAAAUAGACCCUGAUAAGAGCUUCACUUUGACCUGCACGGCCCUCGGUGGCUUCCCUAAAGGUGACAUUCGCUGGGUGGUGGGUGACCUUCCCUGGAUAAAUAACCCUGAAGUGAAAGUUGAAAAGAACCAAAAUGGCCUCUUCGAUCUGACGAGCACACUACCUUUUGGAUCCGAGACAAAAUUCAGAAAAUUUGUGUGUGAGGUGUACAACGCCAAAGGAGAGAAAGAAGGUGAAGGACGAGUUGACAUCGUAGUCAGUGAUAAAAAUGCAGGAAAUAAGCCAAAGGAGAAUUCCUACAGCCACAUCGUGGCUCCAGUGGUGGUCUUUGGGUCACUCAUCGUUGGAUUACUGGUGGCACUUAUUUUGUGUCGAAGGAGGCGACAAAAGGCUCGACGGCUCUCUGCAGCUCCUCUGAUGAGUGAGAAGCCUGUUAUCAAUCCUGAUGAAGAAACUUUGGACCUUAAACCUGGAGAAAACCUGACCCUCGAGUGCUCCAACGACUGUGACAACGCCAAGACGAGUGAGGAGUUCACGGGGAUGUAUCUGUACCGUGACCAUCGGCGCGUGGCCUACUACAACAACAACCCAGACAAGUUUGUCCCGUCUCACAGAGAAGAUGUCCACAGGAUUGUACGCUCUGGAGUGUUUGAGAGGAACAAAAUAACAAUCAGAAACGUGUCUGUCCAUGAUUCUGGAUUUUACCGCUGCUCUUACUACAUAAACCUGAAGUGUGAGGCUGUGUGCGACAUGUACAGUGUGCACGUCACAGAAGUUUCAACCCAGAAACCACAAAGUCCUCCCCCAACUGCACCUGUUGACCCGUGUACAGCGACAUCUGCCCCAAUCCUCACCAUCAUCAUCAUCAUCAUCACUACUGCAGUCGUCAGCGUCACCAUCACUGUGAUUUUCACCCUGUGUGUUAUUCCCAAGAUUCAUAAAUGGAUGAACCGCGAAGAAGAAGGGAACGCACAAAUGCACAAUGUUUAUGAAGUUAUGACGAGAAACGGCUUUCGGACGAACCAGCGGACGAUGUGAACAACAACGUGAACAAAGACAACAACGAUACAACGAUAUGAACAACAACGAUAUGAACAACAGCCUGAACAAAGACAACAACGAUACAACGAUACAACAACGAUGUGAACAACAACGUGAACAAAGACAACAAC